AUGCCUAAACAGCAAUGCGAGAGCAGCCGUGGCUAUCUGUUCAACACUUCUGAAUCAACCACCUUCCAAAAGACCGGCUACUUCUCAUUACAAAAUCCCUUAGCCCUAGACGAUCGCAUGAUAGGACUCUAUGGCUUGGAAACUGUUAGCCUUGGAUCACCUGGGAACGGAGAAGGUCCUACAGUGAACGGCACGUUUAUUGGUACGAUCGGCACGUAUAACACACUGGCUACUCCUGAAUUCUGGCUUGGUUAUAUAGGCCUGCAGUCACAAGCGAAGACGUUCUUUGAAGAGCCUUCCCACCCAAGCUAUAUCACUGCAUUGUUCGAGGCGCAGGGUAUCCCAAGCCAGUCGUUUGGCUACUCCGCAGGUGCAAACUAUCGUCACACCGAGGCGACGUCUCUUGGUAGCCUGACCCUUGGCGGAUAUGACGCGUCCUGCAUCGUAUCGAACGACAUGAUUUUCAUGCCAAAUACCGAUGGUAAUCUUAUGGUUGAUCUGGUUGGUCUGGUUGCGCGAACAACAUCAGCUUCCGACAUAGAUCUUCUCAAUGGAACCAACGUUAACAUGAAUAUCGACUCCACUAUCGCUGAGAUCUGGCUUCCUGUUGCAGUAUGCAAGAUUUUCGAGGACGCUUUUGGCCUCAUUUACGAUGAAGUUACGGACCUUUACCUUGUCGAUGACAUCUCGCACCGGAUCCUCAUGGGACUCAAUCCUAACGUCACUUUCGCUCUCCGCCCGACGACCAAGUCUGAUACUCCUAGAACUGUUCAAAUUGUAUUACCGUACGCUGCUUUCGAUCUUCAGGCCUCAUCACCUUACCAAGGUCUCAACAAAACGCAGAGAUAUUUCCCGAUUCGACGAGGAACCAACGAAAGCCAGUGGACACUUGGGCGAACCUUCUUCCAAGAAGCCUACCUUAAAGUCGACUGGGAGCGCUCUCAGUUUGGCUUGUACCAACGCGAUUGGACUGACAGACAGUCAGACAUUGCUGCAAUCGUUUCACCCCGGUAUGGAAAGACAACGGGAGUGGAAGACCUUGACCGAGCAUCAUCGAAGUUGUCGACUGGAGCUAUUGUGGGUAUAGCAGUUGUGGCUGUCAUAGUUGUUUUAAUUGCCGCCACGACUACAUGGUGGAUAUGGCAGCGACCACGAAGGCAAAAACAGCCGGAUUACUCCUCUGUUGCUGCAGCCACAACACCAUCAAAGCACCCUGAAGACUCAGCCUUCGCUGACGUAGUUGGUGGGCCACUGGUAUUCCAGAAAUCCGAGUUACCUGGGGAGUCGAACGUCACCAAAAACAAUGAUCCUUUCGCGGACGCAGAGGCCAUCGAGCAGCCGAUCUAUGAGAUGAUGGGCGAUUUUCCAGCAGCUCACGAAGCGGGAGGCCGUCAGCUGUCGGAGAAAGAGUCGAUGAUAGUGCGAGAAAGGACUAUCAACGGUGUUGACCCAAACGGAACACCAAUCUUACCAGCACCCCACGCUGCCGGCCGAUCGGCGACUUUAACCAUAAGCGACAUCGUUAUCUCGAAUGGAACAGAUCACCAUAGGAGAGCAUCAUUCUCUUCUCGGGCAGCACAGCAUGAAGGGUGUCCCGAUCUGCCACCAUAUACUGCUCAACAGGGACCUUCUCACACGGAAGAUCAUGUUCGUCGACGCUUUUCUUACGAAUCAUGA
Alternaria atra is the source of this 1677-nucleotide messenger RNA. RefSeq lists its product as uncharacterized. The transcript has a single exon. The coding region runs from base 1 to 1677 and encodes 558 amino acids. NCBI's taxonomy places the organism in Eukaryota, Fungi, Ascomycota, Dothideomycetes, Pleosporales, Pleosporaceae. The record is from RefSeq and is a predicted model, not a curated record.